This is a messenger RNA of Xyrauchen texanus (razorback sucker), 933 nucleotides long. It is a transcript of the gene tcima, whose product is annotated as transcriptional and immune response regulator a. NCBI's taxonomy places the organism in Eukaryota, Metazoa, Chordata, Actinopteri, Cypriniformes, Catostomidae. The record is from RefSeq and is a predicted model, not a curated record. Gene Ontology annotation, molecular function: Notch binding. Bases 94 to 396 code for a protein of 100 amino acids. Gene Ontology annotation, cellular component: cytosol; nucleus. The transcript has a single exon. Gene Ontology annotation, biological process: negative regulation of Notch signaling pathway; endothelial cell activation involved in immune response.
UCUAAACACCUCAUUCCUCUCACAGCCAACAAAACGACUCAGCUCGGCCGAGUUGGCGACUCCAAACGCUGGUAAAAGACAAAAAGCCGCAAAAUGUCGACCAAUGCGUACUCAGAAUCUCGUCGGGUCUGCCCUUCGAUCCACGGCAGCAGGUUUGACACGGCGAGCCGCAAACGGGCUGUGGCGAAUAUCUUCGAGAACGUCAACCAGGACGCGCUCAUGAGGCUUUUCCAGAAAACGGGAGACAUGAAAGCCGAAGAGAGAGUGAGGAGCAUCUUCUCCUUUGCGCAAGAUCCAGAAGAGACGGCCAAAGCAUUGAUGGCCCUCAAGCAGAGAAAGAAGGACAAAUUCCUGCAGAUUGUGGGAAUGGUUCGGCACUUUCUGAAAAUGCGCUGAAUCUUCACGUGACGACCCAUGGUUGCAUGGUCGUUGAUUCAGACUGCCAGUGACAAACCUGGAGAUGAAAGAGGUGUCCAGAAUGGACAAGAAGGACCAACGGAGAUGAAGGAAAGCAUCGUAAAGCCAAUAAAUGGCACGAGCUGUGAGACAAGACAUGAAGGACGAGACGCACCGUCUCUUGUGCGGCAUGAAGACCUUCAGUAUGAAGGAAUCCCGUUGCUUCCGAACUGACACUCAUGCAUGCAUCAUAUAUAGAGACUUGCGAAGACUUGUCUCGUGAACUAUAUGCAUUUUAUAAAUGGACUUUACCACGUACUACUGCACCUUACAGGUGUACUGUUGGUGCACAAGAACUAUGAUGGGAGACCGGUGCGGAAGUUAUCUUGCCUUAAAAAUGCCUAUAAACAUUAUGCCUUGUCUCUAUCCCAGUUUUAUAUUGUGAAUACUGUUUUGAACACUUAAUGGGAAUUUAUUUGUCACAAUGUUUUAACAAUACUUAAUGCAUUUUCCACAAUAUUAUUUUACAUUAUUUGU